CAAUGGUAAGUAGAACUAUUUUUUAUAGGGCAUAUAUAGAUGUAUAGUAUAUAUUUUUAACAUUUUCCAGGAAACUCUGUAAAAAGAUUCAUUACAACUUCGAAUUUUAACGAUGAAGAGGAUUCAUCAAAGGCGGUUACCCCAUCCAGCAACAACGUCCAUGUAUCUGAUGAAGGUAACUUAUGUUUUAUUUUUCUCAAUUCUAUGUACCAAAAUAUGUAUUUCCACAACAGUCUCAUCCAACAAUAACGUCGGUGGGCCCAAUGAAGGUAACAUACACUUAUACAUAUGUUAUUUUUCUUAACAUACAUGUUAAAUUUUUGUCGAAAUAUUUACAGACGUAGAUGUACUUCAAGCGCUGCUGAUAAAACUACAAACGAUCGAAAUGAAUCAACAAAUAUUGAGCGAAAACCAAUCGCUGAUAUGUGAAAAAUUGAAUUAUAUUAUGGAAAAUUCCACACCCAAAUGCGAAACAUCGGCACAGCACCAGUUAUUACGGGAAUGCAAAGUCUCGAUUAAGAAGGUAGAACAUUCCGUCUGUCGAAUGACAGGCGAGCUGCGAGAUAAGCAUAUGGACGACGUUGCGAGUGCAUUGCCUCUCCAGACCUCAAUAGCAGUGUUAAAUGUGGAGGACAAUCUUAAAAUACCGGAGUACGCGCGGGCAAUGACAUCACACCUGCAUAAAAUUAAAGGGGUUUCCGAAGAUGUUCCGUCCGUCGUCAGACAGAUUUUUACGGAUAAAUUGAUGGGCGCCUACAACUGCGAUGGCAGAUGCGAAAAGAAGGCCCUGGUCAAGCUUAAGCUGUUUGAUUCCAUUCUACGAGAAAUCUUCAAACUACAAGGAAGUUUCGAUUUUGAACGAGGCGUUAAAAAAGCAGUGGAACUUAGCCAUCACCGGAUGUCGCAAAAAAAAUUUGCAAAGAAGUCGAAGAAGGAGGCUCAUUAAACUUAAAUUUAAAGUUAAUAAUUAAUUAGUUUUUAUUCUUUUCAACCCCUUUUUUCAACAUUAACUUACUACUAGCAUGAAGCUAUAGCUAAAAAUUUUUUUUAAUGAAACAAGUAU
Molecule: messenger RNA, 1063 nt
Organism: Rhagoletis pomonella (apple maggot)
Lineage: Eukaryota; Metazoa; Arthropoda; Insecta; Diptera; Tephritidae
Exons: 5
Coding region: 386-946 (186 amino acids)
Source: RefSeq, a predicted model, not a curated record